Messenger RNA from Bactrocera dorsalis (oriental fruit fly), 1950 nucleotides. RefSeq names its product protein toll. NCBI's taxonomy places the organism in Eukaryota, Metazoa, Arthropoda, Insecta, Diptera, Tephritidae. Gene Ontology annotation, molecular function: protein binding. The record is from RefSeq and is a predicted model, not a curated record. The transcript has a single exon. Bases 1 to 1950 code for a protein of 649 amino acids.
AUGCAUUUAAUACUCGCCUACAUAUUAAGUCAUCUGCUCAUAAACAGUAAAUUUCUGCUGGUGCACACUGCCGAAAUCAAAACUACUGUUGAACCAGUCUCCACUUCCAAUUGCUAUACGGAUGAGAAUACUACUUGUGAUUGUUAUAACGAUAUGGUUUUUAAUUGUAAUGUUAUCGAUGGACGCAAUAUUAUUCAAAUUUCUUCAUACUUGCGAACUCUCCACGUAGUGUGUGACACAGACACAGAAACUAAUAUCAAUUUCCUACUCGAGCGCAAAUUUCAGUCAACUUUAGUUAAAACCCAUAAUAUCCAAGUAAUAAAUUGCAAGAAUUUUGCACACGAAAUCUUUAUGGGAAACAAUGUGCGGGAGAUUAUACAAGAAAUGCACGAGCUGAAUAAAGUAAAACUAGUCUAUAACAUUGACCUUGCUCCAGAACCAACGUCAUAUAUUGAUUAUAACAGGAAUGUGCUUCACCUACAAUUGAUUAUUAAAUCAAAUCGUUACGAAAUCCGGGAAGCAGAUAUUAUAACCAUACCAAUUAACAAAUUUUCUAGGCAGAAGCAACUGGAAACACUUUCGCUUAGGGUACAAGGUCUAGGAAACCAGUACUUAUCGCUCGAAAACUUAACGCAAACAUACUUUAGAGACUUCACUGCGCUCAGACAGCUUGACUUAGCCGGAAAUAAUAUGAGAAUGUUGGACGCAAAUAUCUUUGCAGCGCUAACGCAAUUGAAUUGUCUGAAUUUGAGCCGUAAUGAAAUCCGGGAGUUGCCCGAAAGUCUGUUUGCAUAUCAGCGUCAACUGUUCAUACUGGAUCUAAGUCACAAUUUAUUGACACAUUUAACGCCACACCUUUUCGAUCAAACUCCUUGGCUAUGGGAGUUGAAACUUGCUGGCAAUAACCUGUACGACACCACAAAUCUCAUGGAAAAUCUAAAACCGCUGCAUUAUCUACAUAGGCUAGACGUAAGCCAAAACCAACUGCACACUAUUUGGAGCACCGAGACUUCCGUCAAUAGAACGCCAAGGCUACUGACAAAUUUUGGAUACAGCUAUAAGAACAUAAGUAAAGCUUUAGUCGACGGUCUUAAUUAUAUUACCAAGUUGCAACCAGAAAAUUACGAAGGUGGCAAGAUUAGCACAACUGUAAUCAAUUUAAGUGGUAAUCGUUUGCGCGAAUUCAAUUUGGACUGGCUUGUAGCAGCAAACAUUACAUGCCCUUUUGAAGUAAAUCUAGAGCACAAUUUGAUAAAAAACAUGUUUGCUUUACAAAAUUUCACUACGACUGACGAUUGUUCGCGCGAAAUCAAAAUGACUGGCAAUCUCAUCGAGUGCGAUUGUAAGUUUGCUUGGAUUUACAGUGAAAGCUUUCGUUCGCUAUUCAAUGGUUCACAGUGCGUUCAGACGUCAAGCAAACUGGUAAAAGAUGUCGCGCAACUGGAACGUAAUGACCUGUGUGCUUGGGAACCGGUAAUGUGCCCCAGAGAAUGCAAUUGUUACACACAAUUUGAAUACUUGCACAUCAAUUGCAGCGGUGCGCAACAUAUCGAACAGCUCCCACGCCCCGAGCAAGUUGGGCUCAAGAGUUCGGUACUCGAUAUUAGCAAUAACAAUUUCUUUGUAUUGCCGCUAAACACCACCUUCGGCUAUGCUAACGUUUCGCAACUCAACGCGUCGAACAAUCAAAUCACGAGCAUAAAUCUCAGUCAACUGCCAACCAAUUUGACGGUUUUGGAUCUACGAAAUAAUCGCUUAAAUUCUUUAAAUGAUGAAUUUUUGCGUACAUACCUCAAUGACAGCAAACAACUACAAUCUCUCUAUCUUAGUGGAAAUCCUUGGAUUUGCGACGGUACCUCGCAGCAACUGCUGUACACCAUACGCACACAUCGGACACGCAUACCCGACGCCGACCAGAUGCUCUGUGGUCCUGUUAAGGUAGUAGUCUAG